Molecule: messenger RNA, 510 nt
Organism: Closterium sp. Yama58-4
Lineage: Eukaryota; Viridiplantae; Streptophyta; Zygnematophyceae; Desmidiales; Closteriaceae
Source: the annotation of a GenBank genome assembly
AUGGACCUCGUGCCCGCACGGAUGACGGAGAAGGCCUUCUGGGGCAAGUACUACAGGGCGGAGUACCUCUUUCGGACGCGCAACGUGGCGGCAGCGGAAGCGGAGGCAGCGGACGAUGACGAGCUGGCUCUCUUCGUGCGCGACGACCCUCACCUGCACGCCCAAGCCCGCCAAAAGGUGCAGCGUGUGGACCCAACGCUCAACGUGCUGGCGGACGUCAGCGACGACUACUCCUCCCUCCUCGUGCGUCUUCGCCUCUCCAUGCCCCCGUGCCCUCUUGCCUGCCUGCCUUGCCUUCCAGUGGCCCCGUGCCCGCCAGCUUGGGGAGGGGGGUGGGGUCGGUGGGUGGAUGCGUGCGAGGGGCUGAAAGGCUGUGCGGGGCUUUGUGGUGCUCACUGGGGUUCCUUGCUCGCUUGGUUGCGGUGCUCUCGCUUUUCUAUACCUCUCAUAUCCCCUGUGCCUCACCCCUGUGCCUCACCCCUGUGCCGCACACCCUCUGCCGUCUGCUGA